This is a messenger RNA of Rhipicephalus sanguineus (brown dog tick), 5449 nucleotides long. RefSeq names its product pleckstrin homology domain-containing family G member 5. Gene Ontology annotation, biological process: endothelial cell migration; Rho protein signal transduction. The transcript has 17 exons. Gene Ontology annotation, molecular function: guanyl-nucleotide exchange factor activity. Gene Ontology annotation, cellular component: endocytic vesicle; axon; plasma membrane. NCBI's taxonomy places the organism in Eukaryota, Metazoa, Arthropoda, Arachnida, Ixodida, Ixodidae. Bases 46 to 3414 code for a protein of 1122 amino acids. The record is from RefSeq and is a predicted model, not a curated record.
CACCGGAGCAAGAGCCUGACGCAGAUCGACUGCCUGGAAGGCGGCAUGAGCCGUCGCGACGACGAGCCGAGCGGAGGCAGCAGCCCGUCGGACGCCUCCGGUCAGCCGCAGUCGUUGCAGUCGCAGCCGUCCCAGUCGUCGCCCUCGCACCAGCCGCCCCCGUCGCCCGACCGCCUCUCGGUGCCCGACGACGCGCCGCCGCAGAGGAGCCGGCUGAGGCACUCAUCACGGGUCCCUAGCCAAGAGUACCUCGCCGUUGCCAUAGAAGACGAUGUCGGGGACAUCCAGUUGCAGGAGUCCAUUCCCGCGGUCAAGGGAGUCGUCCUACGGGAUGCCCUGACGUUACUACUCGAGCGUCGGGGCCUGGACCUCUCGGCCGUGCAGGUGCUUCAAGAGAGCACGAGACGGCCCGCCAACCUCAGCCACGAGACGCACAAGUUCGCCGGCCAGCAGCUCAGGGUCAAAGCCAAAGAUGGUGCCGACCUGCGGGGAUCAGUCAGUCGUGCCAACAGCACAAGCAGUUUGAGCGGUGGGUCCUGGAAGACUCCGGCGUCUCGGACCAACAGCAAUGCCGGCCUCAAGGAGGACAAAAAGGAGCGAAAGAUCUCUGGGAGCCAAAGAGGGCGACGUGGAGCUGUGUCAGCUGAUGAGCUGGUGAACGAUACCAGUGCUAUCAGCAGUACUAGUCAAGAAAGCAGCUGGAAGUCUGGGAAAUCCAAGCCAGUGCUGGGCAAACGCACUGGCAUUCUCCUCAAUUCAUCUAGAACGGACAAAGAGAUGCGUACCCUGACAGAGUUGCUCAACAGCUACGACCAGAAUGGCAUCCCCAACCAGCCAGGGCUUCUUACCUUCCGACCUUCUUCGUCAGAGGAGAAGUUUCGACUGGAAGAUAAUUGGACCUGCAUCGUCGACAAUCCCGAGUCCCUUCCAAAACGGGUACGGAACCAACAGGAUGCCAUUUGGGAACUCAUUUCUACUGAAGUCUCAUACAUUCGCACCCUCAAAGUUAUCACCGAGCUGUUCCUGGCAUGCCUAUGUAAUCUCCAGAGCGAACGAAUACUUCAAGAGAUCGACACCGAGCACAUGUUCAGCAAUAUCCUCGAGGUGUGCGAGGUCAACCAUGUGCUGUGGGACAACUGCCUCUUGCCGGCGCUGACGGUUGCGCGCACCAACCGGACCCUCCUCAACCCCUUGCACCUGCGCGAGGGGUUCCUCCGCUUUGAGGAGACCUUCCAGCCGUACAUGAAGUACUGCCUCGAACAGACCACCUGCCUGCACUAUGUUAAGGAGAAGAGGCUCGAGAGCGAUCUCUUCAAGACAUACGUGGCGUGGUGCGAAGCUAGGAAAGACUGCGAGCGGCUGCGCUUCACGGACCUCCUGGUCAAGCCCAUGCAGCGGCUCACCAAGUAUCCGCUGUUGCUCAAGGCCAUUCAUAAGAAGACUGACGACGAAGAAGCCAAGAAUGCCCUCGUCGAAAUGAAUGAAUGCGUGGAAGCCUUCGUGUACGCUGUUGACGGCAAGCUGCGGCACCUGCAUGAGCGUGACAGGCUCAAGUCAAUAACGAGCCGCAUCGAAAGCUACGACCCAUUUGACAUCAACAACGAUGAGGUUGAAAAGGCUCUGAAGGCUCACUGCAUGUUGGACCUGACUUGCCCCAUGCCGAGUUGUGGCAACCAGCAGAACAGGCAGCUCUUGUUUGAGACAUCAGGUGUCAAACUGAAGGACGCUGGCAGUUCAAGCAAGGUGGAUGUGCACUGCUUCCUGUUCACUGAUGUGCUGCUUGUCUGCAAGUCGCUGAGCAAGAAGGGCGACCGCGUGAAAGUGAUUCGGCAGCCAUUCCUCGUCGAGCGGCUGGUUACGUACGAGCUGCGUGACAACAGCGGCCUCAUUGUCGUCUACCUCAACGACUUUGGUGUGGCUGCAUCCUACUUUCUCCUCUACACGAGCGAUCCGCGAAGCUUCAUGGACCAAAUCCGCAGAGCACAGGAGCAGUAUCGGGAGGCGAAGUCGCAGGCGACGAGUGAGAAGCCCCAGCUGGGAUACCUCCAGGACUUGGAUGAUGAAGAUGACCUGGACAUUCCCCGCAGCGCAUUGCUCGUGGCAGCCCGCUCUCCACGUUCGUCGAGCCACUCAAGCUUGGUCCAUUCGCACAGUGGAUCCAUUGACAUGAGCGACCCGGCCUCGGUGGCCUCCAUGGCUGGACCACCCGUGCCCUGCCCAACACCACUGUUUCAGGGAGCAGCGGCUGCUGGUGGACAAGGCCGAGCAACGAGCUUCGAGCUUGGCGAGCUACGCAAUCCCAGCAUGACUUGCGACGACCUCGACGAGCAGGGACGGUCACGCAGCAUGGAGACACGCACCCCAGGCCCAGUGUGCGUCACAGUGACAUCGCCACGGCCUGAGCGGCGGGCUUUCCUUCUCAAGGGUGCUGGCACUAACGCAACGUCACCCAACACGUUGACUGUGAGCAUUCCCUUCACCCAUCAGCAAGAGGUGGAAGAGCCCAAGGAGUACAGAAGCUAUCCGACGUCCCCGACCAUACAGGUGCCAGUCAUGUCAUCACUGCCUCCCAAGAGCCUCUCGCCAACAUCCCGCUUUGCUGCCGUCCUACCGCAGCCUUUCCCGGGUUACAACCAGAGCGGGGCGAGCAAGCCGCCGCUGCUGAAGACCAAAAACGUGUCUGGCCUGGUGACCCACAGUGCCCCACCCAGCGAAGGCCCGAGCCCCGUUCACAGCCUCGAGGGUCCCAAGCUCCCCGAGGAGGCCAUAAGCCCUCCCGACUCCGAAGACGAGAGCGGCCGCAAGCGCAUUUCCCGAAGAACGUGCCGUCCUGAGAGGCGGCACCACACAGCCGACUCCUUCGAGCACCUGAAGAACCAGCGGGACCCGUCGAUCCACAAGCGGCUGUCGUGGAACUGCGGGCAACAGCACGACGCGUCGUCCGGCGUGUCCGGUACUGCCGGCCGCAUGGUCCACUCGUCGGAUGCUUUCCUCAAGAACAAACACGUUGCCAAGUGUCUGAGCAGUGAAUCUGUGUACAGUUCUAGUGGCGUGAGCAGCACGGGCUCCCUCCUGUUCAGCAGUGCGGGUAGCGGCGACGCCUGCGACUGCUGCUGCGAUGCCACCGUCGUGGGGCCAACGGACGACCAAAAGCGACUCGCCAACGGUGAUGAAGACGAAGUGGCGCCGUCUUCAGCCGAGGGGCACCACCAGCUGAAGACGUUGGGUGCGCCCGGAGAUUGUAUCAAGAUCGAUGUGAGUGAGGUGAAGGACGGCAUCUCCUCAGUGCAGAUAGUGGGUGCAGAGGGCAUGCCAGUGGCCCCCGGAAAGCCGGGCAAGCCGUCCCGCUCAGACCUGCAGAAGAUGAAGGAGUUUCUCCUCAACAGCCGCUCAGUCGAAGCAUCUGAGGUAUGACAACGUCAUUAGUCACCAGGGGAGAGACCGCACAGACCAGAGACAGGACUGGGCCCCAUCAUUCUCAGCUCGACGGAAGAAAAACAGCAAUUGUACAGCGUUCACUGCUUGUUUCGAACUGUGCCCCCGGCCACAAGAGGGCAUUCGUUUCCGCAAUUCUCCGGGGCGUUGGCCGCUGGAAACGGCAUCUCACCGCAGUUCUCGUCUCGAUAUACAUAUCUCUACCACGGCGUGUCGACAGCACUCUGCGACGGCACAGUUGAAUGAUGACCACAUUGUUACAUUCGUUUUAGAAGCAGUGGCUCGAAUGGCUCGAGCCGAGAUUGUCUUUGUUCUCGGCGCGAUGCUGCCGUUUCGAUAGCGUCACUCUGCUGCAAGAUCCUGUCCCUAUUUUGUGCUGCUGAUUUGCACUUUGCCAUGUGUGUGUGUUUGUGCAUGCGUGUUUGUGUGUGUGUGCGUGUGCAGCAGUCUGCUAAUGAGGCUGUUCCAUUGGUGUAGUACCUGGUCAUCAUACCUACGACACUAUGCAUAAGGCGUUUGUUACCUGUGCAUUCCUUUGCUUCCCGUACUUACAAUGGCCGAGAAGUGGAUCACGGAGUCGGUCAGUCCCGCAAGCAAAACAUGUGUGGUGUAGUUUCGGUUGUUUAGAAACGUCUCUUUAUUAAUCUUGACGAGUGUAGUGAGUGCACAAGUAAUUUUAACUGUAUUACUGGAGCCUGGCCAUAUACUUUUAGUACCUUCUAUUGCUUUUACGAUUAAGCUUUUUGAUUAAUUUACAAGUUUUUCUGGGUAUGCGUCAAGGAUACCUUCGUUAAAAUUUUUCAAAAAUUAGUUUGCUUUUCGAGCUUCUUUAAUUGUGACAGGGUUUUACGCCAAAGGGCAUGAACUGCUUGAAGCUUGGCGUUAUGUUUUUCCUUUUGUUUCCUGUACUCGCACUAUGCUGCAAUGGCGUAGGCUUGUCGUCUCUCUUGAAAGAUUGCCGCAUUACAGAAUUCCCUCUUUCUCGAACCCGAGUCUUAUUUAGCGUAGAUGGUGCUCGAGGCAGGUGCUUUUUGUGUUUUCACACAUCACACCGAGAUUCUAUGCAGUAAAGCCACGUGAUGUGCGAUUUACGACAGAAAUUCGGUUGCGCACGAUUUUGUGCUCUCAAGAGUCUUUUCAUUUCAUGUUUCCGACACUUCUUGCAGGUAUUAUUAUAUAUGUUACGUGCCAAACAGUUCCGAGUAGAAGCACUUUUUUUUUUUUCCGCCAUUUUCCACCAGUAGGCCGUUUAUCGACUACUGCUUUACAUACGCGUUCCACAACUCUCCAAGACUACGCUUUCCAAUCUCUGAGCAGUCUAAUCACUCUCAGCUGUACCACCGUUUCGCCUUGGCCGUAAUGGUAUCAGGACUGUGUAAAAAAAAUCAUAAAAGAAAACUUGAAGCUCUUAUGCUAGGUGCACUGUUGCUCUCUUUAGCACUUAACAUUUUACGCUCUCUUGGGAUGUACUUUCAUCGUCCAGCAGCCACCGCCAUUCUUGUUGGCAUUCCUUUCUUUGAUGCUGUAUGCCGAGUGCUUUCCUGUCAGAAAUGCUGUACACACCAAGGCGUUCUUGAUGGGCAGUAAAGAAACUUGAUAAUGACGGCAGUUAAUCUCUUGGAGGGAAAAACCACUUGCCUGGAAUGGUGUAAAGCUUCAAUGGUGUCAGUAGAAAGGAUGCAGUUUCACCCUUUUUGCUCCCUUUUUCUGACGAGCUGUGAUACAGGUCACUAAAAAAAAAUCGUAGCUGCGCUGACAAUAGACUGGUUUUUGUCGUGUUCCAGUGAACACGAAUCGCCGUACAGCAUGUAAAUGUUCACGAGCAGCAAGCUGCAAAAGGGAUUUUUCGCAUUUGCAGGGAGCUGCUUCUGCUGUUACCGCUAGCUUUCUAUACUGUAUAGAUGCCGAUGCCACGGUGACUUUUACACUGUAAAGCAUCUAGUGUUUUUCAUAGACCUGUAGCUUAGUGACCUGUCCCCCGUAGUGGUUCUCGGAGUUGUUAUUAUGAACAAAG